Molecule: messenger RNA, 1626 nt
Organism: Mytilus trossulus (common blue mussel)
Lineage: Eukaryota; Metazoa; Mollusca; Bivalvia; Mytilida; Mytilidae
Product: syntaxin-like
Exons: 1
Coding region: 524-1423 (299 amino acids)
Biological process (GO): intracellular protein transport; vesicle-mediated transport; vesicle fusion
Cellular component (GO): endomembrane system; membrane; SNARE complex
Molecular function (GO): SNAP receptor activity; SNARE binding
Source: RefSeq, a predicted model, not a curated record
AUAUGAGGUAUUACUUGAGUCAUUGGAGUGUGACACAGUAACAAGGUUAUACCAGAUCAUUUCUAUUUUCAUUUUAUAAAUUGUGUGCAACAUAAAUUUAUGGCUAUAGAUUGAUCAGAAACUAUGAUAAAAGUUGGCAUAUCAAUAUCUGCAACAGGUGUUGGUGAAGUUAUACUUUGUGAUCAACUUUUUACCUGAGUUUUAAUGCAAAUUUAUCUUUUGGAUGUGAUUCACACUAUAGGACUCUAUACAUUGUCUGUCUAGGGGGAAAAUACUACUUCUUUACAACUAAUUGGAUAUAUUUGAAGCCUUGAUGUCAACUUAACCUGAAGAGUUAGUCAGGAAAUACUGUAUAAGUGAAGACUAGAAAAAUCUUUAAUCUGGAUGUGACUACGAAUUCUAUUGAUAUUUAAAUUAGGUGAUGUCUUUUUAGAAUUCGGCGUCUGUUUAAAUUCUUUUUAUGUGGCUCAUUUAGUGCGUUGAAGGAUUUUAGAAAGAGGUUUUGGUGACAUUAUCAUUUUAAAUGGUAAAGGAUAGAUUACAAGAGAUGCAGGAAAAGAGAGAAGAAUAUGAAAAGGAGAGUAAAAAGAAAAAGAAGAAGGGGAAAAGUGAGGACAAUGAAGAUAUGAAUGUGUUCAUAGACAAAGUUAACAUGGUGGAAAACCAGUUAGAAGAACUCAAAAAAGAUGUUGCUCAAAUUAAAAAGACACAAAGUAAUUUAUACUGCUCCCCGUUUGUUACUACCGCUAACUUACAGGAUAUGGAAAGUAAGGCAGAUUCUAUUAUAUCUAGUUCUAGUAAAAUACGGAAAGACAUUCAACUCAUAGCCGCUGAAAACUUUCCAAAAUCACAGAAAGAUUCAUUACUUAAUACAAGUACUCAAGAACGUGUUCAUACCUCACAGGUUGAAAGACUGCAAUAUGAGUUGAGAGAAGCAAUGAACGAUUUUAGGACAAGUCAAGCCGAUUAUGUAGAGAAAACUAGAGCAAGGUUCCGUAGACAAAUGGAAAUUGUCAAAGAUAGUAGUGAAAUAAAUGGAAAUGAGCAAGGGGAUAAUUUUCAAAACCAAGCUCUGUUUACAGGGAAUAUUAUAUUAGAAAUGCAACAAGCUAAGGGAGAAUUGCAGAUGAUUGAUGAACGAGAACAAGAACUACAACAUUUAGAAGGUCAAAUUCAUGAAGUUAAUAAACUAUUUAAGGAAAUGCAUGUGUUAGUAGAUGAACAGGGUGAAAUGGUUGAUAAUAUUGAAAAGAAUAUAGAACAGGCUGUUGAUGAUGUUGAAAAAGGGAAAGGACAAUUAACUGAGGCAGAAAAAAAUCAAAAGAAAGCACGAAAAAAGAAAAUUUGUUGUAUUUCUAUUUUAGCAGUUAUUGUGAUUAUUAUUAUUAUUAUAGUGGCUGUAAUGCUUAGUCAGAAUACAUAAUAGAUUGAGAUCAGAAAUGAGUAUUAGAAGUGCUUGGUGUGUGAAUUUGUUUUAAUGUGAGAAUAUGCUACAUGUAUUGAACUUUUAUAUUGUUAAAUGAGGGUCAUAUAGAAUGUUCCAAUACUGUUCAAGUGGUAUUAAAACUGAAGGCAUUAUAUCAUAUCAUGAUUGUACAACACAUUAAAGUUUAAACUUUUAACAAA